Messenger RNA from Paramormyrops kingsleyae, 6091 nucleotides. NCBI's taxonomy places the organism in Eukaryota, Metazoa, Chordata, Actinopteri, Osteoglossiformes, Mormyridae. The record is from RefSeq and is a predicted model, not a curated record.
UCAACAUUGUAUAAAAACUGACGCGGCACAAAUCCGUACACCAGCUUAAUGAUUACCAUUGCAGUGAUAUUAAACUGUUUAAAUCGCGUAUGAAAAGUAAUCAGACAGUCGAAUUUCGUAGCUUUGUAAAAACUAUUACGAAGGUAGGCGCUGCCACGAAGGCACAUGGUUCGCAUUUCUUCGGUGCAGUUCCUGGUGCUAAGCUGCGGUGGGCGGUGACAAACCAGUUACUUAAAGAGCCAGUUAAUCGCGGCUGCAGUUCCUAUUUUGGCAUUUUAUUGCGUGGAGACAGCGUCAAGUCCAUAGCUGCGCCUUCAAACUACGACCACCUGAGCCACAAGGAGUAGCAUAUGCCGCACGGAUUUGAGGAUAUAUUAGGAAGUGCGGCUGACAUGACAUCUCGUAUUUGAGGACCUAAAUCCGUAGUACACAGCGAUCAUCGGCAAGAGCACGAUCAAAAAGUUUAGCUUCACUACUUUCGGUGCGACAAGGCUAGACGUUUAUUUGACAUCCGUCAUUUCCUGCGAACCACACUCCUGGUAUCUGCUCUGGCCGAAAUGGUGGACAUUGAUGGUCGACACCCGUCCCAUGCGGCGUUCGACUGCUUCCUCAAGGCCCAGACCUGCAAGGAUGUUUUGGGGAGCUUCUCUACACUCUGUCGCCACCUGGAAAUAGAUGCCCAGGAUCACUGGAGCUUCUACCCCAAACUGAAGGAAAGACUCAACUACUGGAAGGCCAAGGCACUGUGGGCCAAGCUAGACAAGCGGUCGGCACAUGCAGACUAUGGGCAGGGCCAAGUAUGCAAGGGGAACAAGUGCCUCGUUCUGGGUGCCGGUCCCUGUGGUCUGCGAACCGCCAUUGAGCUGUCCCUGCUGGGGGCCAAGGUGGUCUUACUGGAGAAGAGGGAGACCUUCUCCCGCAACAACGUACUGCACCUGUGGCCGUACACCAUCCACGACCUGCGUGGGCUCGCAGCCAAGAAGUUCUAUGGCAGGUUCUGCUCCGGCUCCCUGGACCACAUCAGUAUUCGUCAGCUGCAGCUGAUCCUGCUGAAGGUGGCGCUGUUGCUGGGAGUGGAUAUCUACACCGGGGUGGAGUUCAAGGGCCUCAAAGAUCCGCAAGUGAAUGACAUGGGGGUCACAACAGGAUGGAGGGCGGAGCUGCGGCCAGAGACUCAUCCAGUUAAAUCUUUCCAGUUUGAUGUGUUUAUCUCCGCUGGAGGGGGGAACUUUGUUCCUAAUGGGUUCCGCAGAAAGGAGCUGCGGGGGAAGCUGGCCAUCGGCAUCACGGCUAACUUCGUCAACCGCCACACGGCUGUUGAGACUCAGGUGGCGGAGAUCAGUGGUGUGGCUCGCAUCUACAACCAGAAGUUCUUCAAGGACCUUCAAAAUGAGACUGGCAUUGAUCUGGAGAAUAUCGUCUACUACAAAGAUGACACCCAUUACUUCGUCAUGACUGCCAAGAAGAAAAGCCUGGUCAAGAAGGGGGUCCUCAAGCAGGACCACGGUAGUGUGGACGAGCUCCUCUCGCCGGCCAACGUGGACCAGGAUGCCCUGCUACACUACGCCCACGACGCUGCCUACUUCUCCACCAGCCACCACCUCCCGGAUAUGGAGUUUGCCCGCAACCAUCGCGGCUGCCCCGACGUGGCCAUGUUCGACUUCACAUGCAUGUACCGGGCUGAGAACGCCUCCAUGGUUAAAGAGCGACUGGGGAGGAGGUUGCUGGUGGGCCUGGUGGGGGACUGCCUGGUGGAGCCCUUCUGGCCUUUGGGAACCGGCAUCGCCCGUGGCUUUCUGGCCGCCUUUGAUGCCGCCUGGAUGGUGAGGCGCUGGGGGAUGGGUGAUGACCCUCUGGACGUCAUAGCUGAACGCGAAAGUGUCUAUCAGCUGCUGUCGCAGACUACACCUGAAAACACCAGCAAGAAUUAUGGGUCCUACAGCCUUAACCCCAAGACACGGUACCCCAAUAUCAACCUGAAAGCCAUCAAGACCGGCCAGGUACAGCACCUGUAUGAUUCUGGGGACCCGACAGACACCCAAACAUCCAGCAAGAGACAGACGGGCAAGGGGACAGGUGAGUGUCAAGAUUCGCCGGGCAGCUGCCAGUUUCUCCUGAGAUGGUGCCAGCAGCAUACAGCUGGCUACCAGCGGGUGCGAGUCACAGACCUGGCAGAGUCCUGGCGCUCCGGCCUGGCGCUCUGCGCCCUCAUCCACCGCUUUCGGCCGCACCUCAUUGACUUCUCUUCGCUUGUGGGGUCUGAUGCCGUGUGUAACAACCAGCUGGCUUUCGACGUGGCGGAGGAGGAGCUGGGCAUUUCUCCCAUCAUGUCGGGCACGGACAUGGCGGCUCCAGGCCAGCCCGACAAGCUCUCUAUGGUCCUCUACCUCACCCAAUUCUACAACGUUUUCACUGAGGCGCCCCCUACAGAUUGUGUGGAGGUGCCGGGUUCGACCGCAUCGCUGUCCCGCUCCAGCGUUCGGUCAGUGACUCUGUUCCUGAGCAAACUGAAGCGCAGCACCGCGCAGAGACAGAAGCGGAGACUGUCUGUAGAACAGGCAUCAAAGGAGGGAAACAUGGGGGGAGAAGAGGAGGAUGGUCAGCCGCCGUCCCCCCUGCUGACCCCAAGCAGCAGCGACUUGUGCUACUUUUGUGGGCAGCGGGUCUACAUCCUGGAGCGGGUCAGCACAGAGGGCAAAUUCUUCCACCGCAGCUGCUUCACCUGUAACCAGUGCGGCGCUACCUUGCGGCUGGGAGAUUAUGUCUUCAGUGAGGACACAGGAAAGUUCUGCUGUGCUCAGCAUUCCGAAGAGUUACCACUUACAAACGGGGAAGAAUGUGUCCAGCACCUCCAACCUGAACCAGCUCACCAGGAUCACAUUAGGACUUUGGCGGAGCCCUCGGAGUCGAAUGGAGGCCACGUUCUGCCCCAGUUCUGCUCAGGGCUACUAAAGGAGGACCAGAGCUCCGGUUCUUUGAUAGCGGAGGAUCAGGAGCGACCCACAGGCUUGACUGUUGAGCUUCAGAACUGGGACGUUAGCAAUGCAGCUGCUUCUAAGGAGCAGCCAUAUUCAUCUCCAGCUCAGUACCCGGUAGUAACACGCUCUGAUCCAGAGGCUGAUCUCAGGCCCAACCAAGUAAUGGAACAUGGCAAGACCACAAGUGAACCGACGGAUCCCACUGUGAUCUUGCCCUGCCUCUCGGGGGAGGGGCACCCCCAGGCGGGACUCCCAGUUCCAGCCGCCCGCUCCUUGUACCUGUCCUUUCCGGUCGGGGUAAAUGCUGAUAAGGGCCCCUGCGAUGCCACACCUGCCCUUCCUCCAGUGCCCAAGCCACGCGCUCGUCUCCUAAAAACACCCGAAGCCGCUGUUCUGAUCUCCUCUGAGGACCAGGAGGGUAACGAGAAGCAGGAGCCGAAGGAGGAUGUAGAGGGGGAGGUGAUGAGAGGCUUGGCGGCCGCAGACCAGUGUUCCAAAGCAGCCCUGCGUAAGCUGCAGCUGAGCGCAGAGGAGCGCAGCCAGCUCUCCAGUUCCAUCUUUGGAAAGGACUCCGACUCUGAGGUCCUGGCGCCAGCCCUUCCCACGUCCCCGAAACCUCCACGGACUCUGCUAGAGCCCGAGGAUCAGGGGGGCACCUGGGCUAACAGCCUGACAGACUGCAUCCGCCAGCAGAAGCACCGCAGGUCAUUCCGCCGGAAAGAUGAGCUGGCGGCCAAGGUGCAGGCCCAGGCGUCCAAUCCCAAGGCGCGCUCCAAGUUCUCCCCCUGGAACCUCUCCUCACCUCGGCUUGUCAGAGACCACAGAUUUCUGAAUCUUGGUGUCUACAAAGGGGGAACAGGAGCAACAUCACCUCCUGUCAUCAAGUUACCAGAUGUGGAUGACGAUGAUGCCAAUGAAGAUGAGGAAGAGGAGGAUGAUGAUGAUGGGGAGGAGAACGAAAGCACUUUUUGCAACAGUGAUGUCAUGCAUCCGUCUGAUUGGAAGAUGGUCUCUGCUGUGCCAGUAACUGAGCAGCAGAAGGUUGAGCUUCAAAGGAUGAGGACCAUCGAGCGCCAGGCGAAGCUUUAUGAAAUACAGCGCUUCCACAAAGCUCAGUCCAUUCAGAGGCGCCUGGAGGAGAUCGAGGUGACUUUCAAAGAGCUGGAGGAGAAGGGAGUGGUUUUGGAACGAGCACUUAGGGAAGAGGCAGGUUCCUCAGAAAUGAUCAAUCAGUGGAUUGAGCUGGUGCACCAAAAAAACGCUCUGGUGUCUGAGGAGUCCGACCUCAUGGUGGCCUCACGGCAACUGGAGCUGGAAGACAAGCAGAGCAGGCUGGAUGCGGAGCUUCGAAGAUACCUGGAGGUGGACGAGUCCAAGAAAACAGCCGAGCAGCGGGAGAAGGAGGAGCGAGUGCUGCAGGAGAUGCUGGAGGUGGUGAACAUGAGAAACUCACUAGUGGCCUUUCUGGAGGAGCAGCGGCUGAAGGAGGCCAGCGAGCAGCUGCAGGGAGUGUCCAUCGUGGAGCCAAAGAGGGCGGAGACGGGGGCGGCCCAGGUGCACUGGGCCUGAGCUGGCGUGCAGACACACCCUGUUUCUACACCAACGCAUGGUGAUACAGCCACUCAAAAUGUGCAGAGAAGGGAAUCGGCACCAAUACCGUCACGUAAACACACACCGACGUGUUUCAGCACACAUGCACAAUCACACACCCGCCACCCAGGGCUGCACGAUUUAAGGUACAGUAUCAAUCACUAUUUUUUUUUGCACAGCAUUAAGAUUGCGAUUUUUCCUUUCGUGAUUCUUAAGCAAGAUAGUUUUUCUAUUAUUUUUAUUUUAUUGAUAUAUUAUUGUAUUUUUUUGCAUUACAUAUUCCUUAUGAAGAUGAAAAUGGUGAAAAAGGAAAUGUUUACUGUGAUGCAGCGGAUCUCCCAGCUAAUGCAAAAAUGAAAUAAUCUGUGUCAAGUAAAAAAAUAAGAUCUCAUAGGGGCAAUUUAUAAACAUUGUCGUCCAGCCCUAGUACCGCAUCUCUCAGGUCAGAUGCACAACAGCAAGCACUGCACGCACGCACGCACACGCACACGCACACGCACACGCACACACGCACACGCACACACACACACACACACACACUCUCUCUCAGGGUGUCAUAGAGACUAAAUCUGGUCCUACUGGCUAAGUGCAGCCCCAUAAUGUUCUUGGAUGCCCAAUCAUACGUCACUAGUCUUGCGUUGCCAUUAACCCCAAUCCUGAAUUCAUCAUGAUGCUGCAGUGAUUGGGCCAGAUCAGGAGGGCUUUCUGCUGCUGUGCCCCCCUCCCGCAGCCCCCACAUCACCUCCUGUUCGGCUUCCGUGCGUAAACAUCCUGCUAUAAGAACAUAAGCCACAGAAGCAGUGCUGAGGAGAAAGUGCUCCAGGCUGUGGUCCAAUCAGGAGGCUCUCUCUGCCUGUGACUGUGCAAAGAGGGGACUGCAUUCAGCAAGAGAAAGGACGCCCUCUGCUGGCCAUAUUACCCGUCACUGGAGUGAAAAUGGCCUUCUGGUUAUGCCAGCAUGCACUGCCUCGUCAAGCGUUGUGGUAAUAAGUAUUACAGUUAUGCCAACUGUGACUGCUGUUAUUGCUGCUGUUACUGCGUUUGUCAUUAAUGCCGUCUUUAUUAUUGAGUUGAUCCUUUUUAUUUCAUUAAAUAUGAACUGGAGUGUAAGUUAACAUGUAACUGUACGUUACAUUCCCUUGUGGAGUUCAGAUGAAUUUGUGUGUGCGUUAGUGCGAGUAACACUUACUCAGGGCUAAAUAAAAGAGCUUAGUGCACCUGACAGUCACGGCAGAACCAUAUUUCAUGUGGUAUUUAAUUCAGAAGACCAAAACAGGAGAUGACAGUUUACGGUAGUAUGGUUACUUUUUUAACAUAUAAAAUUCAACAAACUAUUAAAUAUUUUAUUGCACCCUGUUUAUAACCAAUGUGCAUCUCCUAUGUACAAUAUGUGCAGAUUUAAGUGUAUCACAAUCUGAAAUCUUUGUCUAAUAUUGUCUGUUUCUGAGGAUUAUCUUUAUUCGUUGUCGUAGCGCUGCUGCUGGGACAGUACUUUAAAAUCUUAAUAAACUGUAAAUUUUUAA